AUGAUUUUCAAGGAGAACGCAUCUUCCAACAUGGGCCGUGGCGCAUAUGACACUACUGGAUUACCUCCACCAAACCACCCAGCACCAAACCACCCUGCCCCAAAGUCCAGAUAA
Sclerotinia sclerotiorum 1980 UF-70 is the source of this 114-nucleotide messenger RNA. RefSeq lists its product with no specific name. The record is from RefSeq and is a predicted model, not a curated record. Bases 1 to 114 code for a protein of 37 amino acids. Lineage: Eukaryota; Fungi; Ascomycota; Leotiomycetes; Helotiales; Sclerotiniaceae. The transcript has a single exon.